AUGGCCAGCAAGAACAGUCAACCCUACGCCUUCAACCCCGCUGGAGUAUCCCCACCCCCUCCAACAUAUAAGCAUGUUGCCGUGACGCCUCUCCUCCCAACCAGCAAGCUCAUCACUCUAGCCGGCCAGAUCGGCGUAGACUCUACGGGCUCGUUCGUCUCGCAAACAAUCAAAGGGCAGGCACCCCAGGCCUACGCCAACAUCAAGGCUUGUCUCGCCGCGGCCGGUGCGACGCCUCGCGAUAUCGUGCACGUCAGACACUACAUUGUCAAGGAGACUGGAGAUCCAGAGACGGACCGUCUGGGCGUGGUGGAUCGUGGUUGGGGAGAAGCAUGGAUGGAAUUCAUGGACAGGGAGGCGCAGGGCCAUCGACCUCCUGACACGGUCGUGGGAGUUGCGAGUCUGGCAAAGAAGGCCAUUCUCUAUGAAUGUGAGGUUUCGGCCAUUGUGCACUAG
This is a messenger RNA of Pestalotiopsis fici W106-1, 456 nucleotides long. RefSeq lists its product as uncharacterized. Gene Ontology annotation, cellular component: cytosol; mitochondrion. NCBI's taxonomy places the organism in Eukaryota, Fungi, Ascomycota, Sordariomycetes, Amphisphaeriales, Sporocadaceae. The record is from RefSeq and is a predicted model, not a curated record. The coding region runs from base 1 to 456 and encodes 151 amino acids. Gene Ontology annotation, molecular function: deaminase activity. The transcript has a single exon.